AUGACCUUUGGUGAGGCACGUUCUCCGUGCGCAGCCCAGUACAUUAAGACUGUAAACGCAAUGGGGUAUAAAGAGAAAUUUGCUCGAGCUGUAGAGGCCAUUGUAAAGCAUCAUUACGUCGACGAUUUCGUGGACAGCUUUCCGUCAGUGGAAAAAGCAAUUGCCGUAACAACUCAGGUGCGCGAAAUUCAUAAAGCAGUUGGGUUUGAUAUGUGCGCAUUCAUUUCGAAUUCGGAUAUUGUGGUUAAAUCACUGCGAAACACGGCACAGCUAGAGGAUGCAGCUGUAAGCCACCUUAAAUCUCAAGAUGCAACGGCAGAGAAGGUAUUGGGAAUGUAUUGGAACCCGGAAGAUGAUACAUUCCGCUACGAGUUGAAGUUCCACCGAGUUGAUGCUGACGUAGUGAGUGGAAACAGGCCGCCGACGAAACGAGAGUUGUGCAGUUACAUCAUGUCUAUUUUCGACCCCAUGGGAUUUUUGUGUCAGUUAACUGUCGGUGCGAAAUUAUUGUUGAGAGAGGUAUGGCAGGGAGGAGUGACUUGGGAUCAGCCAUUACCGGAAGAUAUGUACGAGUGUUGGAUAGUCUGGCAGAAAGAAGUUGAGAGCACAACAACUAUUCGAGUUCCUCGAUAUUAUUUUCACGAAGGGCCGCCUAAAGAGUUACAAUUGCAUGUAUUUGUGGAUGCAAGCGAGGAAGCAUUCUCGGCGGUAUGCUAUUGGCGAUACAAGGAUGCCAGGGAGACCUUUAGAACUGCUUUAAUCGGCGCAAAGACCAAAUGCGCUCCAAUAAAAUGCAUAACAAUUCCGAGAUUAGAGUUACAAGCCACCGUUUUAGGAGUACGCCUCUCUCAAAUGAUCUUGGAGGAACAUAAACUUGUCUGCACACGCAUUCUAUGGAGCGACUCAACGACAGUAAUUAGCUGGUUAAACUCGCAGCAUCGCCGUUAUAAACCGUUCGUCGCUCAUCGUAUCGCUGAAAUUCUGGCGGUGACUCGGCCAGGGGACUGGAACUGGGUACCAACCAACGAAAAUCUAGCCGAUGAAGCCACUCGACGAAGUAAAAAUUUAAACUUCAAUUCCACAUCGCGCUGGUUCAAUGGUCCUGAGUUCCUAUCGCUGGGGACAGACAGUUGGCCAAAGGCGCCUAUAAAGGCAAAUAAUGACUUAGUAUGCAGCGAAAUCUUGCCAGCGAAAAGAGUCUUACUGGUUGACCGUAUUAGUUUUAUUGAGUUUGACAGAUUUUCUUCCUAUAACAAGUUGAAACGAACAGUAGCAUGGAUUUUAAGGUUUUUUGGCAGGACCCGUCCCAAAUUCACCGAUCAAAAGGAGUAUGGUUUAUCUGCAACUGAACUGGACGCUGCUGAAAAACUUCUGUGUCGUCAAAUACAAGCUACUGAAUUUUCAGUGGAAAUCAAGCUAUUGCGGGAGGGUCAACCGCUAGCUAAAGAUAGUAUAUUAUACACAUUGUCUCCAUUCAUCGAUAACGAUCAAAUACUACGACUGAGGCGAGUGUUCAAAGGAGUUGUUACAAAUUGUAUGGUCUGCCGAAUCUCCAAGGCAAAGCCUGUCGUACCCAUCAUGGGACGAUUGCCGGAAGAUCGCGUUACGCCGUAUGUUAGACCAUUUAGCUAUACUGGCUUGGAUUAUUUUGGCCCAAUAAAUGUCAUGAUCGGACGACGAACGGAGAAACGAUGGAUCGCGCUCUUUACCUGUUUAACAGUUCGAGCCAUACAUCUUGAAAUAGCCGCUGAUUUGUCGACGGAUGCUUGUAUCCUGACCAUCCGCAACUUUAUCAACCGUCGCGGAGUGCCCGUACGUAUACGCAGCGACAACGGUAGAAACUUUCUCAGCGUAAGCCAGGAGGCAAGGCGGUUUACUGAGGUGUUCGAUUGCGAACGUCUACAGAGCAAGCUAUCUGGCAGAGGCAUUGAGUGGCGGUUCAAUUGUCCGGCAAACCCAUCUGAAAGAGGCAUAUGGGAACGCAUGGUACAAUGCGUGAAGCGAGUAUUGAGACACACUCUAAGCGAAAUAGCUCCACGCGAACACACGUUGCAGAGUACUCUUAUCGAAGCGGAAAACAUCGUGAAUUCUCGCCCAUUGACGCAUUUGCCAAUAUCACCUAAGCAGGAUGAGCCUCUCACUCCUAACCACCUUUUGUUGGGAACGGCCAAUACGGCACAAACUCCGGCCAUAAAUGAAGCAGAAGAGAAGACGUGUGCUUUGAGAAAGCAGUGGCGAAUUGCGCGGCAGAUACGGGACAAAUUUUGGAAGCGUCGGGUAAUGGAGUACCUGCCUACCUUAACGCGCAGAGUUAAGUGGUGUCAGAAAAGUAAGCCACUACAAGCGGGGGACCUUGUGCUUAUAUGCGACGUGAAUGUGCCGCGACGUCAGUGGUGUCGUGGCGUGGUUCAGCGUGUGAUUCCUGGCGCUGAUGGGUUACUAAUAGAGCCGGCAAAUUAUUCGUAUGUGCAGAAUUGUGCAAACGCAAAAGCUGCGUGGGAAGCGCUGGAGACUGCGUUUGAGGAUAAUGGGGUCCUACGUCGCAUGGAUCUCUUAAAAUUCGUGAUGAGACUAGAAUUGGCUGAUUGUUCCUCUAUGGAAGAAUACGUCAAUAAAAUGCCUUGCACGCAACAAAAGUUGGACAAAUCAGGUACGAAGAUUCCGGGUGACAUCGAAUACCGUCCAAUGGUAAUGGCGCUUGCAAACAGUGGUAAAGCGCUGACGACUGACCUAGUACGCACAAACUUGCUACAAGAAGUAAGAUAUGAAUCUACGAAUAAUGACGUAGUGGCUCUUAUUUCAAAAAAGCAGAAAAACAACCGUGCACGGAAAAUUAACAAACAAGCGGUUGUGUGUUUCGAAUGUAAUGCGAAGGGGCAUUAUGCGAACAAAUGUCCAACGAAGUCAAAGAAAUCUCAAAACAACUUGUUACUGAUGUCGACAUCACUCGUUGCGAAAACUGAAAAUGCAAAUGAGUGGUUUAUUGACUCUGGGGCUUCUGCUCACGUGACGAUGUCUUCAAAUAAUUUAUGUGAGCUACGAGAGCCAAAAUCCAAGGAGAAUAUUGUUGGCGAUAGUGAACGCCUUAAAGUGAAAUGUGCUGGAGAUGUUCGCAUGACGAUAUCGUCGGACGAAAAUGCGAAUAAUGAGCAAUUCACUGUAAAAGACGUUUAG
Molecule: messenger RNA, 3174 nt
Organism: Rhagoletis zephyria (snowberry fruit fly)
Lineage: Eukaryota; Metazoa; Arthropoda; Insecta; Diptera; Tephritidae
Biological process (GO): DNA integration
Molecular function (GO): nucleic acid binding; zinc ion binding
Source: RefSeq, a predicted model, not a curated record